Danio aesculapii is the source of this 1697-nucleotide messenger RNA. It is a transcript of the gene dedd2, whose product is annotated as death effector domain-containing 1. Gene Ontology annotation, cellular component: nucleolus. The record is from RefSeq and is a predicted model, not a curated record. NCBI's taxonomy places the organism in Eukaryota, Metazoa, Chordata, Actinopteri, Cypriniformes, Danionidae. The transcript has 7 exons. Gene Ontology annotation, molecular function: DNA binding; protein binding. The coding region runs from base 331 to 1440 and encodes 369 amino acids. Gene Ontology annotation, biological process: apoptotic process; extrinsic apoptotic signaling pathway via death domain receptors; regulation of apoptotic process.
AUCUGCGGCUGUGAAGAGACCAGUCCACAAAACUGACUGGCACCCGACUGUUGUUUUUCCAUUUGACUGGUGGGUGAAUUUGGUCGGAUUUUUGAGUGUAAACGCAAUAAAAAACCCUUUGAGACAGCUGUUUGGCGUCACCUACCUCACCUCAAACGUGACGUUACAUAAGGAGUGCACGUGACGCUGCGUGAGAGAAACGUCUGACAACAACAUUCGGAGCAGCUGAGCUGAGGUGACGGACUGAGGGCGGAUCACAACAAAAGCUCGUUCAAAACAAAAUAACUGGGCUGAAUCUUCUACGACCGUAUUAGAACAUUUGGAGGGACCAUGUCUUCAGUGAAAUGCUCAAGGUAUUCCCUGUACUGGGAGGAGACUGAGUGCCUGAGCUACUACGAGAUGCUUUCACUCCAUGAGAUCUUCGAAAUCGUGGGUUCUCAACUCACAGAGACUGACGUGGAAGUUUUAUCCUUUCUCCUGGACGAAACCUAUCCUGGUAAACAUCCUCUUGAUCCAGAGGGCUGGACUGAAGAUCUGCCUCCAGGACCUGAUGGAUUUCCACUGGCUAAUUCUCCAUGUCCUCGGCUUCUGAAGUCAUGGCAGAGAAUGCAGCCGCAGAAGGAGGGAUGUCCCAUCGCUAGUCGCCACCGACCCAAGAGUGGCGUCGAACUGCUGUUAGAGCUGGAAAGACGAGGGUACUUGAGCGAUGCAAAUCUAAGACCUUUAUUGCAGUUGCUGCGGAUUCUGACUCGACAUGAUGUCCUGCCUUUUGUCUCACAAAAGAAAAGAAGAACAGUUUCUCCAGAACGACAGAAGAUAGACUAUCCAGAGGUGGAUUUCAGACAAGACAGAGACUUGGGCUCAAACACAAAUAUACCAUCUUUUGAAAACACACAAGAUCAUCAUUGGAGAGCCGGUUCUGGCUCUUCAAUGACAUCAGCCACCAGCAUUCGAAGGAAGCGAGGAAGAGGUCACCACUGGAGCAGGAAAUCAAGAGGACAGCCUGAAAUCCAGCCUCAGUCAACACCCAACAAAGUGACCUGCGAUAUCCGGCUGCGGGUGCGAGCGGAGUAUUCGGAGCACGAGUCGGCUCUUCGUGGAGGAGUUUCCUCAGACAAGCCGCAGCCACUGGAGAGGCAGUUUGAGCUGUUCAGCCGGGCUAGUUUGCUGCUCCGUGCUCGCGAUCUGGGCUCCAUUGUGUGUGACAUCAAGUUCUCUGAGCUCACCAACCUGGACGCCUUCUGGGCGGAUUACCUGAGUGGGGCACUACUCGAGGCGCUGAAGGGGGUCUUCAUUACGGACUCCUUGAAAAGGGCAGCAGGGCAGGAAGGUGUCCGGCUGCUGGUUAGUGUGGAUCAAGAUGACUAUGAGGAGGGCAGGAAACUGCUGAUCAACAGCCAGACACAAAACUGGACAAACUGGGAAGCACAGAGGCCCUGAGAGAUUUCGGUUUCACCCAGGACCUUCGGCUGUGAUGGAUGAAGAUGUUUUGCCUUUUUAUUUCAUUGCCCAUUGAGUGCUGGUGACCCUGUGGGAUGGAGAUCCUGCUGGAGGAGUCAAGAUUAAACCGGCCAGCCAUUUUGUUGGACAUUGACCAUUUCUGAAGGAAACUGAUAGGAAAUUCUUGACCGUUCAGAGGAAAGAUUUGCAUCUCUGAAUACUAUUUACUCUCCCAAAGGUGGAAUGUGAAUUAAUUU